Messenger RNA from Habropoda laboriosa, 1263 nucleotides. Its product is annotated as jerky protein homolog-like. Gene Ontology annotation, cellular component: nucleus. Gene Ontology annotation, molecular function: DNA binding. Bases 1 to 1263 code for a protein of 420 amino acids. The record is from RefSeq and is a predicted model, not a curated record. Lineage: Eukaryota; Metazoa; Arthropoda; Insecta; Hymenoptera; Apidae. The transcript has a single exon.
AUGGCAUCUUCGGGAAAGAGACAUACAGUGGCUGUGAAGAAACGUUUGGAGAUUCUUCAAAAGUUAGAAGAAGGUUUAAGUGUCAAUGAUCUUGCUGUUGAGUAUGGUGUGAGUGAAAGAACUAUAAGAAGGUAUAGACUGGAAUCAAUAACUAUUCGACAAUUGUGUAAAAAUCCGAUGCGUGCACAGUCAAAGAGGCGACGGGCAUCUUCAUAUGAAAAUAUGGAAAGCCAGUUAUACGAAUGGGUCUUACAAAGGCAAGCAUUAGGAGAUGUCCUAACAAAUGCAUUAUUGCAGGAGAAGGCGAAGGAACUCCAACAACAGUUUGGUAGUUCGUCAAAUUUUACAGCUAGUCAAGGGUGGCUCUCACGUUUUAAAGCCAGAUACGGUAUGCGCUUAGUAAACAUGUAUGAAGAGAUGAUUGAUGCUAAUGAAUUAGCAGCAGAGAAAUUUUCUGAUGAAUUGGCAAAAAUAUUGCGUGAUGAAAAUUUUCAAGAAGAUGACAUCUAUAACAUGGACGAAUCCAGUUUAAUGUGGAAAGCUGUGCCCAAGAAAACGUUAGUUCAUCAAGGCGAGCGACUGGUAGAUGGUAGAAAAGUUAAGAAGGACCAUGUAACUGUGGCAUUUUGUGCUAACUCCACAGGUACACAUAAAUUACCCGUGCUUUUCAUCCACAAAUAUGCCAACCCGAGGGCAUUGAAUCAUUGUAAAGAAAAUUUACCAGUUGUGUAUAAACACCAACACAAUAGUUGGAUUAAUGAACAAAUAUUUACAGACUGGUACUUAAACCAUUUUAAAAAAAGUGUAAGGGAGUGUCAAUUGCGUGAGCAUCGUGUGAGAAAGGUACUUCUUCUAGUCGAUAAUUUUAGGGGGCAUAUGAUUCCCGAGGAGCUCCGAGAAGACAAUCAUUUUAAAUUAAUGUUUCUACCCCCUAACACCACUUCCAUUAUACAACCGAUGGACCAAGGUAUAAUCGCCAAAUGUAAAAAAUUAUUCCGAUAUCAAUUACUAAGAAGAAUACUCCAAUAUUCUAGCAGCAUUAAAGAAUUUUAUCCUAAUUAUGACAUUAAGGAUUGUAUCGACUUCAUAGCAAACUCAUGGAACAACAUAACACCUGACAAUGUUAGAUAUUCGUGGAGGAAACUUUUCAGACGUACAUAUUCAUUAGAAAAUCCCGAAGCGAAUCCAGAGAGUUUCAAAUCUACUGAAAAUCUAAAUCAAGAGGAAAUAACAGAGUGGAUUAUGGAAUGUUCUUACUCCUAA